CUCCUCCAGAAAGGCAGCGUGCUCUUGUCAACAAACAUUACGGUAGCUUUUGCAGUAUCAGCUGACCCACUUUCUCCACAAGUUAUUCUACAACCACUUCCUCUUUUCUCUGAAAGGUUGGAGGUUUGAAUAAAAGAAGGAAAACAUGCACGCACUUCUCAGAAGGAUCAUCAACACUGCAUCAGCCCCGGCUGCUAUCGGCCCGUACAGUCAGGCAGUGGUUGUGGACAGAACCAUGUACAUCUCCGGUCAGCUGGGGCUGGACGUGGCCUCUGGUCAGCUGGUAGAUGGAGGAGUGCAGGCCCAGGCCAAACAGGCUCUCAUCAACAUGGGGGAGAUCCUUAAAGCUGCUGGCUGUGACUACAGCAACGUGGUGAAGACGACUGUGCUGCUUGCAGAUAUAAAUGACUUUAACAGUGUCAAUGAGGUCUAUAAGACAUUUUUCAGCAGUAACUUUCCUGCCAGAGCCGCCUACCAAGUCGCUGCCCUCCCCAGAGGUGGACUGGUGGAAAUUGAAGCCAUUGCUGUCCUCGGUCCUCUCACUGACUCUUGACUAGUUGGCUACAUCACAAACAAGUUGUAGCCUGACCACCAAGUGACCUUAAAGUUGUACCAUGUAAAGCUAUACUGCAUUUCCAGAUGAUAAAUGAAAGCCCAAACGAGGAUCUUGUUGACUUGCUUUCCCCAUGUAGUCAGGUUUUAGCAUAAACCGUUUCUCCUCUGGUCACUGGCUGGUUGACUCCACUGUGGAAAUACUUGAGGUAUUAUACCAGUGGGUACCUUUAGAUUCAAACCCAUAAACAGAGUAGAGUAGCUUUAAGAUAUUAAAGAAAUAACAUGUAUUAGAUUUAUAAGGUGGCCUUUUUAAUUGACAGUUCAUAGCUUAAGAGACCUCAGUUUUUCUUUCCAGUGAGAAAUAAUGACACAAGGAAAACAGAAGUAGUAUUUACUCAUUUGUGCUCAUCAGAAACUCGGCGAUUGGAGCCCUCAGCACACCUGCAGAGGAGCAGCUCUUCAUAUUCAUUACAAAGAUGGUUAUAAAAUCAAAGCAGCUAUCCAAGCAAACUAUAAUUUCAGAAAUCUAGUAUAUUUUGGCUUUAGUUUUUUUUUUAUUAUAAUUUGGUAGAAAAAUACAGAAUGGACUCUAGGUUGAAGAUGGGUUCAAGACAUCUAUUCAGUUAAUAAAUAGAAAUGUUGAUGUAUAAUUGAAGUUACUCUGAAAUGAAUGCAUUCUCUGAAAAUAAACACACCCAGUAACAGCUUUAUAGCACAGGUUUUGAGCAGAAAUUGCAGCCAUUCACCAUCAUGAGAAGAAGAAGAAGGCACAGUGAUGAUUUAGGAACCCUGACAAAGUGG
Messenger RNA from Monopterus albus (swamp eel), 1356 nucleotides. It is a transcript of the gene rida, whose product is annotated as reactive intermediate imine deaminase A. Gene Ontology annotation, molecular function: deaminase activity. Bases 146 to 553 code for a protein of 135 amino acids. The record is from RefSeq and is a predicted model, not a curated record. Gene Ontology annotation, cellular component: cytosol; mitochondrion. The transcript is spliced from 6 exons. Lineage: Eukaryota; Metazoa; Chordata; Actinopteri; Synbranchiformes; Synbranchidae.